AUGGAUUUAGACACAGACGUUCAAAUGGAAGAUGCUGGUGAUCAACAGCAAUCUCUUAUUAAUGAAAAUGACUCUGGGAAUGAGUCUCAAUUGGUUACUAAAGUCCCAAUUUCAACAGUUGAUCCGAAAACUCAAAUAAAUACCUUAGAUGGCUGGAUUGAACAGCUAAGUAAGUGUGAGCCUUUAAGUGAAGAAAGUAUCAAGGAACUAUGCAAUAUGGCCAUUGAUGUAUUGAAGAGUGAGGAAAAUGUUCAACCUGUCCAAGUGCCUGUUACCAUUUGUGGUGAUAUUCAUGGCCAGUUUCAUGAUUUGAUGGAGCUAUUCAAGAUUGGAGGUCCUUGUCCUGAUACCAAUUAUCUAUUUAUGGGUGAUUAUGUGGAUCGUGGUUAUUAUUCUGUGGAAACCGUUUCUUAUUUGGUUGCAAUGAAGGUCAGAUAUCCAAAUAGAAUCACAAUUUUAAGAGGUAAUCACGAAUCAAGACAGAUUACCCAAGUUUAUGGUUUCUACGAUGAAUGUUUUAGAAAGUAUGGCUCCUCAAACGUUUGGAAGUUAUUCACUGAUUUAUUUGACUAUUUCCCAAUCACUGCAUUAGUUGAUAAUUCAAUCUUUUGUUUACAUGGUGGAUUAUCUCCAAUGAUUGAGACAAUUGACCAAGUCCGUGAACUAAAUAGAUUUCAAGAAGUGCCGCAUGAAGGCCCAAUGUGUGACUUGCUUUGGUCCGAUCCUGAUGAUAGGGGCGGAUGGGGAAUCUCACCAAGAGGUGCAGGUUUCACCUUUGGUCAAGAUAUCAGUGAACAAUUCAACCACACCAACGGCUUGAGCUUAACUGCAAGAGCCCAUCAAUUGGUUAUGGAGGGUUACAGUUGGUCCCACCAAGAUCUUGUCGUCACUAUUUUUUCUGCUCCAAACUACUGUUACAGAUGUGGUAAUCAGGCCGCAAUUAUGGAAGUUGAUGAGAACCACAAUAGAGAUUUCUUACAGUAUGAUCCGUCAGUUAGACCGGGUGAACCAACCGUCAGUAGAAAAACACCGGACUAUUUCUUAUAA
Messenger RNA from Pichia kudriavzevii, 1047 nucleotides. RefSeq lists its product as uncharacterized. Gene Ontology annotation, biological process: peptidyl-serine dephosphorylation; mitotic cell cycle. Gene Ontology annotation, cellular component: cytosol. The transcript has a single exon. The record is from RefSeq and is a predicted model, not a curated record. The coding region runs from base 1 to 1047 and encodes 348 amino acids. Gene Ontology annotation, molecular function: protein serine/threonine phosphatase activity. NCBI's taxonomy places the organism in Eukaryota, Fungi, Ascomycota, Pichiomycetes, Pichiales, Pichiaceae.